This is a messenger RNA of Lathyrus oleraceus (garden pea), 1853 nucleotides long. Its product is annotated as coumaroyl-CoA:anthocyanidin 3-O-glucoside-6''-O-coumaroyltransferase 1. NCBI's taxonomy places the organism in Eukaryota, Viridiplantae, Streptophyta, Magnoliopsida, Fabales, Fabaceae. The record is from RefSeq and is a predicted model, not a curated record. Bases 156 to 1568 code for a protein of 470 amino acids. The transcript has a single exon.
AAAAACAAAUCCAGCAUAUGAUGUCGGCGGGACCAGUUUGCAACAAAAUUUAAAAUUGACUAGUCUUUCUCCAUUUCUUCUUCUCUUCUCUUUCUCAUUCCACAGCAACAUAAACAUAUCUCACUGAGAUCAAAUUCUACCACAAUAACACACUGAUGAUGAAGGUGAUACAACAGUGUCAAGUUUCACCACCACCCAAUUCACUUCCAUCGCCAACCAUUCUCCCUCUCACUUUCUUCGACAUUCCAUGGUUUUAUUGUCACCCUGUUAAACGCAUCUUCUUCUACCACUUUCCUCAUCCAACACACCACUUCCUUCAAACAACCCUUCCCAUUCUCAAACACUCUCUUUCUCUCACCCUCCAACACUUCUUCCCCUUUUCCUCCAAUCUCAUCAUCCCUCCAGAUUCCCGUGACGCCCCUUACAUACGCUACCUUGACGGCGACUCACUCUCCUUCACCGUCUCUGAAUCCUCCGCAAACUUCAACAUCCUCGUAUCUGAUUCACAAGACGCUCAAAACUGGCACCCUCUUGUUCCUAACUUGCCUUCACCUCGUACCGAACCUAACGGUACACGUGUUGUUCCUUUAAUGGCCAUUCAACUCACCGUUCUACCAAACUCUGGAUUCUCUAUCUCUCUCACGUUCCAACACGUCGCCGGAGAUGGAACAUCACUUCAUCAUUUCAUUAAAUAUUGGGCCUCUCUUUCAAAAGCCAGUGCAAACAACAACAGUAAUAGUUUAUUAUCUCUUGAUCUUCCUUCCCAUGAAAGAGAUAGAGUCAAAGACACAAAAGGUCUUAAAUCUAUCUACUUACAAGAACUACAAGAUUCUGAUUCGAAAAACAUGGAAUUUGCGGGUAUCGUUCAAGAUUCUUAUGUUAACAAGGUGCGAACAACUUUAGUUUUGAGCUAUGAACAAGUUCAGAAUUUGAAGAAAUGGGUGACUAAUAAAUGUAAAGACAGUCAUAGAACGCAACAUCUGUCAACUUUUGUUGUGACAAGUUCCUUGAUUUGGUUUUGUAUGGUUAAAUCGGAGCAUAGCGAAAGCAAAAGGGAUCAAGAUGAUUGUGCUGUUGUUGAUGAUGAUCUCUGCUACUUUGUGAUUCUUGCAGACUGUCGUGGUAGCAGUGAACUUUUAUUACCAAAAGCUUACUUUGGAAAUUGUGUUACUUCUUAUACUGUGGCUAUAAAGAGGAAUGAGUUAGUUGGAGAAAAUGGGAUUGUUGUGGCUGCAAAUGGUAUUGAAAACAAGAUAAGAGAUUUUAAGAGUAAUGCUUUAUUAGGAGCUGAAAUGGUGAUGUCCAAUUACAGGGAAUUAUCGAAACCUGGUAAGUCUGUUAUAGUGGUUGCAGGAUCACCUAAACAUGCUGUUUAUGAGACUGAUUUUGGUUGGGGGAAGCCUUUGAAAUCUGAUGCAGUACAUCUUGAUUCAACUGGUUCGAUCUCUCUUUCUGAUGGUAGAGAUGGUGAAGGUGGAAUUGAGGUUGGUUUGGCUCUUGAGAGGUCUCAAAUGGCUAAUUUCAUCAGCAUCUUUCAACAACAACUUGAUUAUAUUUGUAGCAUCUGAAUGGAAGAAUGUGCACCAGUCUUGGUUUCAGCAACUCAUUUACUACAAAGUUUCUACUCUUUUUUACUAAUAAAUAAAGUCUGUCCCCUUAAAAUCAACAACUUUCUAAGUUUAUCAUACUUAAGUUUUAUAGUAAGCAAAUUUCUAAGUUUAUGUCCAUAAGCAAUACUUGGAUUCGCGUGCCUUUAGACAUAUCUAUGAGUUAUCUUCCUAAUAAAAGAGGGUAUAAAUGUUAUUAUUCUCUCAGUUGUAAGGGGUUUUUGGAGUGACAGUUAAAUCUGUGUA